This is a messenger RNA of Strongylus vulgaris, 389 nucleotides long. Lineage: Eukaryota; Metazoa; Nematoda; Chromadorea; Rhabditida; Strongylidae. The record is from the annotation of a GenBank genome assembly.
AUGGCCGGGGAUCAAGUCGUUCGGGCAGCAGUCAUGAGAAAUGAGCUGAAGCGCCGUUUAAUCGCUCGAUUUCCUCACCGCUUCACCACGACGGUUCCACAUACAACAAGGCCGAAAAGAACGGGUGAGGUCGAAGGUGUAGACUACUACUUUAUUGAGCGACCAGUCAUGGAAAAGAUGAUCUACUCCGGACAAAUGCUCGAAUUUGGAGAAUUUAGGGGUAAUCUCUACGGAACUGCUCUUAGUUCUGUGAGAGACGCACAGCAAGCCGGAAUACCACUGAUAACUCCGCAUCCGUUAGCUCUUCAAUUGUUAAGGACACAGGAGUUCAUGCCUUUCAUUGUCUUCAUACAACCACCAGAUGCAGAGACAUUUAAGGUGAGUUAAAU